Pelobates cultripes (western spadefoot toad) is the source of this 489-nucleotide messenger RNA. NCBI's taxonomy places the organism in Eukaryota, Metazoa, Chordata, Amphibia, Anura, Pelobatidae. The record is from the annotation of a GenBank genome assembly.
AUGAAGGAAGAAGGAACAGGUCCUGACUCCCCUGAAGAUAGCCUUGUAACCAGUGAAGAAGAGGCUGAACGCCAACAGAGGAAGGCCAUGCGUAAGCGCACGGUGCUGGUUGGCAAAGGGGAAGAUGGGAGAGUGCCACUUUCACCUCCCUGCAAGCGAAACAAGAGGACUACCCAUAUAGAAACCUACGAGGAUGUACACACCCAGAGAAUCAUCGCCAAUGUAAGGGAGCGCCAGCGCACCCAGUCAUUAAAUGAUGCCUUUGCCGAACUGCGGAAGAUCAUCCCUACAUUGCCAUCUGACAAACUCAGCAAGAUACAGACCCUGAAGCUGGCUUCACGCUAUAUUGAUUUCCUGUACCAGGUCUUGCAGAGUGAUGAGCUGGACCACAAGAUUGCCAGUUGUAACUACCUUGCCCAUGAAAGGCUCAGCUAUGCCUUCUCCGUGUGGAGAAUGGAAGGUGCCUGGUCUAUGUCAACAUCCCAUUGA